Molecule: messenger RNA, 2860 nt
Organism: Triticum urartu
Lineage: Eukaryota; Viridiplantae; Streptophyta; Magnoliopsida; Poales; Poaceae
Product: B3 domain-containing protein LOC_Os12g40080-like
Molecular function (GO): DNA binding
Source: RefSeq, a predicted model, not a curated record
ACUAAAUAAAUCAUAUUGUGGCAAAUCAAUGAAUCAUUACACCCUUUUUAGGUCGGAUAAAUCAUUACACCUAUUUCUCUAAAAGUAAUCCCUCAUUUCACUUUUUUGGGUAGAAAAGCGAGGUUGAGCCCAUCCCUAAUGUCGGGCUUUCAGUCCGGCUGCCCAUGCCCAGCUUUACCGCGGGGCAUGACAUACCCUAAAUUUCGGUGCUAAAGGUCUCAUUCUUUUUUUUGUGCGAAAUUGCUAAAGGUCUCAUUCAUAAAAGUAAAUAGAAAAGGUUGCUUUCCAUCCAAUAUCUCCCUUCUUCAAGACAAAACCUAAACUUGCAUUCAUAAUCGCAUAAACAUUCAAUCGGUUAUGCUCCUUUUUACAUAACAUGACGCAAAGAAAAAUCCACGCCGCACGAACCCAAUAUGGAAACCUUUCAAUCCCAACCCAUACCACCCGAACCCGACCCAAACUAUUGGAUUUUGUAUUUCUAAAAAUGGAACUCAAUAAUUUUCAUUUAUACUGUUUCUGAAAAAUCUACUCUUUUAUAAGAAGAGUAGUAGAAGAAAUAUCCUUCAUUUUACAAAAAGUUGCCUUUUAAUCCAAAACCUCCCUUUUUUCUGUUCGAAAGGAUGAUAAUAAUCACAUAUAAAGAACCGGUCAAACGGAACCCGUACGAUCCGAACCGGACCCGAACUUUCAAUACCUUUUCUAAAACUCGUGGAUUUUUCACAUAUGUUUAAAAAAAACUCUUUUCCCUAAAAUGAAUGAAAUGCAUUAUGAGCCGGCCUGGCCAGAGUGAAACAUGAGCUCCUGCCAAACCAAACAUAUGUUGAAACAUGAGCUAAGUGAGAAGAUGUUCCUAUUACUAGCAUAUAUUGUAGGCACCAGUAGAGUAGGAUUGAUGCCUAUCUACUUGUGAUUUUACAGCCGUUGGGCGUUGGGUACUUGGGUGGGUAAAUAAUUGAAGAGGGAGGAGAUACACACGGUAGAGCACUAGCGGUCACGUGCCUCGCUUCCUCUUCCGGCUCGCCGCGCCGCGUGCAGCAGCAGCUUUACCCUCCCCACCAAUUGCCCAAAACGAUCAACCCCGUCCCCAAGGACUGCUCCCACGCCGGGCCGGCCACUCCGUUCCACUCCCCACGGCGGCGGCGGCGCCGGAUGGACAUGAACGGAGCUAACCAAGGCUGCGGCGAGGACUGCGACGCGGAGGGCUGCGAGUGCGGGGCGGACGGCUGCCAGGAAUGCGAGUGGUGGAGGCUGCACUGCUACUGGAGCCACGCUGGCGACCACCCGAGGCAGUUCUCCCUCGUCGCCGGCGACGAUUUCGCGGACCAUAUGCGCAUACGACCGCCGGUUGCAAGCCAUCUGAGAAACUUGAUCUCUGAGUUCGAGGAGAUCCAACUUGAAGCUCCUGAUGGCCGUGUGUACCCUGUUAAAAUCGGUUGGGAGUUUGGUGACAUUGUUCUUAGGUCUGGAUGGCACGACUUUGUCAAGGUGCAUCACAUAGAACAAAACUCCUCCAUCCGGUUUGUGUACCGUGGGAACUCCAGCUUCGAGGUUCACAUAUCCGAUUCACCCGGUCACGGCAACUCUUCUCCACCACCUCCUCGUGAUUGUCAUGUGCCGAAUGAACAAGUGGUGCCUGAUCCUGCACAUGUUCAGACAUCAAUCAACAUUGACUAUACCGCAUUCCCUGGGACCAGGCUAAGCCAUGAACAAGAGAAGAAAGUGCUAGAACUAGCUCAGAGAAGCAUGAGGUCUGAAUUUCGUCUGCAUGUGGCAGCUGUGAACAAAAGGAAUGCCAACGGGGACUGCCAUGUUUACAUACCCUUGACGCUUUUGGACAGUGUCAAAGAGGGGAUAACUGAAGCUCCAAUUCAGCUCAAAGCCCAUAGCAACGACAUGAUAUAUGUUGUUGGCGCAAGCAAGCAUGGUGACGAUCAAGUAAUCCUCCAAUCUAAGUUGAGUCAUUUUGUAGAUGGUCACCGCAUGCAAGACAACGACCUCCUCGUCUUUAGAAGCAAGGGGAAAGCCCAGCUCGAAGUUCUUGUCCUUGACCCGAGCGGUUGUGAGAAAAGCUGGUUUGACACGGGAAACUCUUCAAACGUUUCCAGAGAAGGCCGUCGUGCACACGCUCAGAACACGGCUUCAACAUCCUUCGGUUGGGCUAAAUCAGGACUCCAAGCUCGCGAGUCGAAUGAAGCAGGUUUACAAGCUCCUAGGUCCAACAACUACAUAUCAACCCAAUCGACCCCUCUACAUAGCCAACAGAAAGAGAAAGUCGAAGAGAGGGUUCGGGCAAUUGGUUCCCAAUUUCCUGUGUUUGUUAAAGUGGUUAGCUCCAGUGAGGUUGUUACCAAAACUUCUCUGUACUUGGGCCCGGAGUAUGCUUCGGCAUGUCUCCUGACCCAGCCAGGACGUCUCCGCCUCCUGCUGGACGGCGACGACAGGGAUUGGGACUGCAUGUUGGGCUUGAGGAAAUCUAACAAAACUUGGUGGAUCGACAGAGCCUGGCCGAAAUUCAUCUCGGAUGUCGGGCUGGAGGAAGAUGACAUCUGCCUCUUCGAACUGACGGACACGAGCAGUCUCACGAUGAAGGUCCAUGUGAUCCGCAAGUCGGAUAUACCGGCGCCAUGAGAGAGUUUGACUGAAGAAUGGCCUGAUGCUAGAUAGAGCCUGUGUCUAACUGAUGGACCCUACACUUUUGCUGACUCCUUGUGCUAUUGUUGCUGAUCCCUGUAUUGCUGCUUGUUUAGCAGCCACCUCAUGAACAACUACCUAUAACUAACUAGUGAUGAUUCAGAUUUCCACCAUGUCUCUCUCUCUCUCUCUCUCUCUCUCUCUCUCUCUCUCUAGUGAGGUGACAAAA